Molecule: messenger RNA, 1014 nt
Organism: Miscanthus lutarioriparius
Lineage: Eukaryota; Viridiplantae; Streptophyta; Magnoliopsida; Poales; Poaceae
Source: the annotation of a GenBank genome assembly
AUGAAGGCGGCGCCGCUGCCACCGCCGGCGGACGACGACGAAGAGAUGGCGGCGUGGAAGGCGCCGGCCGCGAUGCUCCUGGUGCAGCUGUUCAACACGGGCAUGGUGCUGCUGUCCAAGGUGGCCAUCGGCGGCGGCAUGUUCGUCUUCGCGCUCCUCACCUACCGCAGCCUCUUCGGCGCCGCCUUCAUCCUCCCCAUCGCGCUCCUCCGAGAGAGGGGGAAGUGGAAAGAGAUGGACUGGCACGCUGCUGGAUGGAUCUUCCUCAAUGCGUUCAUCGGAUAUGCCAUACCAAUGAGCCUAUACUACUACGGCCUUCAAGACACAACGGCGUCAUACGCCAUUAUAUUCCUCAACUUAAUUCCGUUGACAACCUUCAUACUCUCCUUCAUGUUGAGGAUGGAGCCACUGCGAAUCAUGAGCACGUCAGGAUCGCUUAAGAUUGCAGGAGUUGUGGUGUCCGUCGGGGGCACAAUGAUCAUCAGCCUAUACAAGGGAAAGAUUUUGCAUCUAUGGAACCCUGUUUUUCAUCCGCACAAUGAAGACGCUGCGAGCCAUCAGCUACGUGGAUCAAUCUUUUUGGCAGGCAGCAGCUUCAUGCUUGCUUGCUGGUACCUAAUCCAGUCGAAGGUUAUGAAGGUAUAUCCGUACAAAUAUUGGUCAUCCAUGACUACGUGCUUGGUUGGAGGGUUUCAGACAGCACUUGCUGGACUCAUAUUUAGGAGGGACAAGAACGCCUGGAAGAUAGGAUGGGAUAUAAACCUUCUCACCGUCGUUUACUCAGGGGCACUUGCAACGGCACUAAAAUAUAGCCUUAACUCAUGGGCUGUGUCUAAGAAAGGCCCAUCAUACCCUCCAAUGUUCAGCCCAUUGUCUGUGGUGUUCACUGUUGUGCUGGGCUCUAUUUUCAUCGGUGAUGACAUCACUAUUGGAAGCCUCAUCGGGACAGUUCUGGUGAUUGUUGGGACCUACAUCUUCCUUUGGGCCAAAGCAAAUGAGCGACUUGAAAAGUGA